AUGCCUCGCGAUCCGCUCAUCGGCCUCGUUGGCAAGCCUUCAGCCGGCAAAAGCACCACGCUCAACAGCUUGACAGAUGCCUCCUCUAAAGUCGGCAACUUUCCGUUCACAACGAUCGACCCUCAGCGCGCAAUCGGCUACCUCCAGAUCGACUGCGCAUGUGCUCGACACAACGUCUCCGAAAAGUGUCGACCCAACUACGGGGCUUGCGUCGACGGCCGGAGAUCAGUGCCCAUUGAGCUACUGGACGUGGCAGGGCUCGUGCCGGGCGCCCACCAGGGCCGUGGCUUGGGGAAUAAGUUCUUGGAUGAUCUGCGCCAUGCAGAUGCGUUGAUACACGUCGUUGACGCCUCGGGCACGGUGGAUGCCGAAGGCAAGGAAACCAGAGGAUACGACCCCUCGGUCGACAUUGCGUGGCUACGGAGCGAGAUUGUGGCCUGGAUCCUGGGGAACCUAACGCAGAAGUGGGGCUCCAUCCGGAGGAGGCACAUUGCCGUCAAGGCCACGGCGGUCGAGACGCUGCAAGGUCAAUUCUCUGGGUACGGUGCGACAUCUACUGUCAUCAACCGGACGCUUGAUAGAGCGGGCAUCAAGGAAAACCUGGAGGACUGGAGCGACGAGACGGUGAAGCACAUGGUCCACGCCUUCGUGGACGAGAAGUUUCCCACCGUCAUUGCGCUCAACAAAAUCGACCACCCGGACGCCGACAAGAACAUUUCCAAGAUAGCCAAGAUGCAAGAUCCCCAGACGAUUGUGCUCUGUUCGGCCAUUUCAGAGAUCUUCCUGCGGAAAAUGGCGAAACAAGGGUACAUCAAGUACGUGGAGGGCAGCGAGUUCAUCGACACCAAAGAGGAUCUGAUCGAGCAGGGCGAUCCCACGGGAGGCGGUCUCAAAGACCUGGACGAGAAGAACCGAACCCGCAUCGAGAACCUAAAGGACAUGGUGCUCUACAGAUUCGGAUCGACAGGCGUCGUGCAAGUGCUGUCGAGGGCGGCGGCGCUGCUCGGCCUUGUGCCCGUCUUUCCCGUGCGGAACACGUCGACCUUCCAGUCGGGCGCGGCCGACUCCAAAUUUGUGUUCCGCGACUGCGUGUUGGUGAAGAAGGGCUUGACGGUAGGCGAUGUUGCGCGCAAGGUCAUGGGCGACGCCCCGAUAGCGUACAUUGAGGGAGUCGGCAACAUGAGGGUAGCAGAGGAUGACCCAGUGGCGGUUGGGAAAAACGAUAAUCCCCAAUCCGAUGGCUAUUUCCGCGACCACAGCGACACUCCGUGA
Molecule: messenger RNA, 1272 nt
Organism: Emericellopsis cladophorae
Lineage: Eukaryota; Fungi; Ascomycota; Sordariomycetes; Hypocreales; Bionectriaceae
Product: putative GTP-binding protein
Exons: 4
Coding region: 1-1272 (423 amino acids)
Cellular component (GO): cytoplasm
Molecular function (GO): GTP binding; ATP hydrolysis activity
Source: RefSeq, a predicted model, not a curated record